Molecule: messenger RNA, 258 nt
Organism: Meloidogyne enterolobii
Lineage: Eukaryota; Metazoa; Nematoda; Chromadorea; Rhabditida; Meloidogynidae
Source: the annotation of a GenBank genome assembly
UUAAAAAUGUCGGCUAUGAUUCAACCUCUAAAUCCAAAGCCAUUUUUGAAUGCAUUGGCUGGUAAACCAAUUAUAUGCAAAUUAAAAUGGGGAAUGGAAUAUCGAGGAAUUUUGGUCUCUGUAGAUGGCUACAUGAAUUUACAUUUGGCCAAUUCUGAAGAGUACAUUGACGGGACUAAUACUGGGGCACUUGGCGAAAUUUUGAUUAGAUGCAAUAAUAUUCUUUGGGUGUCUGCUGCAGAUGAAGCCGAAGCCUGA